UCUAAUUUCGCUUUUUCUCAAAUAUCUGCUAGAUUACUCUUGUUCUUCGCCGUUCCCUCUUGAGACAAACACUAAGAUAAGUAGUAUGUCGCAAGUGGUACGAAAGCAAGAGAAUCUACAUACUGAAGAUUUCAAGGGGCGUCUGGGAGAUGCAAGGAUGGGUUCCGAUGACGAGUAUCAUUCCCGCCGAGCAAAAGUAUUGUUACCAGCGACAGGUGUACUGACCAAAGAUGGCAUUCCUUUCUACCAUUUGAGACGGUAUGCACUGAAACCGAUUCAUCUACAACGGAUCAGGCAAUGUGGAGUCGAAUUGAAAACUGGGCAGUUCUCAAGUGACGAAAACAAGCGACUUAAAAGGAAUUGGGAGAAAUAUGCAACAACAAAUGACGUCGAUUGCAAUCGAGCUUAUGAGUUUGCAGGUGGAUGUAGUAGAGAGAUGAGUGGAGAUGAACGGAUCAAUUUGCUAGUGUUUCAGAAUAAAACAAAUUUUGUACCAGCAAUGUGUGAAGGAUUCAAUGAUCGAACAGGGCGGCAGGUCAUCAGCAGAAUGUUAAUUAUGUACCAUCCAGGUGAAAGAAGCAGGCCGGAAUGGAACGAUGAACUAGAGAAACAGUUUGAGAAAUUGUAUGCUGAAGGUUACUCAUCUCGGGCUAUAAGUAUUCGCUUACAACGAUCCAAGGCCGAAGUAGAUUAUCGAAUUAAUUUGUUGAGAAGGAGAACAGAAAAAUCGUGUGAUUUUGAUGACUGUGACAUUGAAUUGCCUGAUAGCACGCGACAAGUUCUUUAUGGUUUUGUGAGCAAAUGGUUGCUUCCUAAAAAUUGUCCUUACGAAUUAGAAGAAAUGUUGCCAGAAAAAGAAACAUGGAAUGUGGCUGAUUUUGCAUUGCUGCAGGAUCAGGAAAAGGCUAUGUCGUAUUUGCCCUGGCUCUCACUCACUUGGAAGAUGUUACGUCCUGUUCCUAUAAUCAAGAAAUUUUGGUUGAAAGAGGUCGAAAGAUUACGUGCAGCGUGCGAAAGAUUUGGCGGAAAUACAGAAAAGGCUACGGAUGUUUGUAUGCCAAAACUUCCUCUAAUAAGCGUUGGCGAAUAUAGGCGUGCUCUAAAAUUGUUUUUGGAACAAAAACCAAUGUUCCCUAGUCAUCUUAAUAUUGAACAGUUACAGAAGAGAAUUGAGGAGGAAAAUUUAAUCGGCUACUGUACGAAUGGUUUGAUUGAAGGUGAAUUUCUGAAAAGAAUGUUCUGCAUUCAUAUUGUCAAUUUUAGAAAUGCCACAAGGGCAGUGAAUCUCGCAAAUAUCACUUGUGUCGAUUGGAUUUCCGUUCUCAUCGAGUACCUUACACAUUUGGAUGGAAGCCUACGGAAGUGGCACUACAAUAUGAAGUAUGUAAGAGAACUUGUUUCGCAAACCCUGGAAAAGAAGUGUGCGAAUGUUCCGAUUAGCAGUAGUGGUACUGCUGUGAACACCGAUGACAUUAAUUCAUUGCUUUGUUUAGCAACAUCGAACGGGGCUCAUAAACAUGAACAAAAAUACUGCAAACCAUAUAUUAAUGGUCUAGAAGUGAGCAAUACGAACAGUCAAAAACUUGGAACGAAUGAGGAAAUAACUUUCUUCGAUGUUUAUAUCGAAUACUUCAUCGAAAAAUUAAAAAAUCUUGUCGAAUCUCGAAUUUUGUUGUUUGAUGAGCAGGGGCAACGAAAAUUUGCGAAGAAAUUAAGGAAAAUAAUGAAAAAAGAUGAGAAAUUAGAACCAUUGCAAAGGUUGGUUAAGAAAAUGAUUUUCAGUCUGGAAGAUGAGCAAAAAAUGAAAUUGACCAAGAAGUAUCAAAAGAUUAUGAGAAGAUUUCAAAAAAUGCAAGAAGCAAAAAAUAUCAAAAGCGACGUUCACUGUGAACUUAAUGAAGCAGAAAUAUCUCGUGAAGGAGGUGAAACGAUAAACUGUACGGAUUGUUCUGGAGGAGUUACUGAAAUGACCGGAGAAGCAAAGCAGCUAGGUUCUAAUAAUGAUUUUAAUAUUAAUAGCCCACUGGAAUUACAGCUGAAAAGGGAAGAAGCAUGUAAUAAUGGUGAAUCAAAACGACGGAAAAUAGGAUGAGAGCUAUUUAUGGAAGCUCUAUUUCAUCAGGGCUAAAUUAGCUAGUGAAACCACUUCAAGAAUUAGAAUGUGGUACUGUGGACAUCGAUCUAUUACGGAAAAGAAAGAAUAAGGGAAUUAAAUGUAAAAAGGGAGGAAAUUAUGAUGCCAUGACUAGUUUUCCCAGCAUUUUGAAUGCUUAAUAACAUAAGAUGUUGAAAUCCAAACAACCUACUCAUUCUUUACCCAUUAUCUCUGUUUCUGGUAGACAAAAUCUGAACUAAUAUUAAUAAACUUUCUUGGCAUAUGUACAUUAGAUUGUUUUUUGUUUCGCUUUUUCCGCUUAAUGACUACUCUGACUAAUCCGUCGUGAUUUCAUGAGUUUAAUUCUUUCGGACCAACAAUGCCUCUUUCAUAUGACUUUGAGUCGUGGGUUCUGUUUCGAGUGAUUUCUAUCUUUCUUGGACAAAACUGCCAAUGAGCCAGUCAUUUUACAACCUUAAUUAUUGAGUAUCCAAGACUUUUACUGCAGUCUAUUCUAAUACCGACUUUCCUGGUGCUGGUUAUAUUCACCGUUCAUAACCCACUUUGUUCGCAAAAUGACGGGACGAGUUUGAUGUUUAGGACAUUUUUUGUUUAACAGGAUUCUGUUCGCUAAAUGUGACCUUAUGCUUGACUUGAAUUUGUUGAUAACACUAAUUUAUGAAUAAAUGCGUC
Messenger RNA from Loa loa (African eye worm), 2788 nucleotides. RefSeq lists its product as hypothetical. NCBI's taxonomy places the organism in Eukaryota, Metazoa, Nematoda, Chromadorea, Rhabditida, Onchocercidae. Bases 86 to 2092 code for a protein of 668 amino acids. The transcript has 9 exons. The record is from RefSeq and is a predicted model, not a curated record.